AUGACGUCACGAACUGUUGGCGGAACGGGAGGCUACUCUAACGGCAACGGAGGGCGAAUAAUCGCGAUUAAAUUAACCAUUGGUCGUCUGGAGAAGGUAUAUUAGGACGAGCGAUUCUUCCGUUUUUGGUUGAGUAUUCACUGUUUCAUUGAAGAAGUAUUUUUUGGUAAACGGAAAAAUUGAUAGUUAAAUUGAGCUACAUCAAUUGUUAUCCUUUCUUUCUGAUCAUUCGGUAGCUGCUCAGAUUUCAGUGUGCACCCCACCCCCACCCACAUCCGCUCACAAAUCACAGACAUUUUCCUUCCUCCGCCCCUAUUCCCCUUAUUUUCUCCGUGUUUAUUACCGUCGCAAGAAUUCAGCGAACGAGUGCAACUUUCUGUGAUUCGGAACGUGUCUGGAGACGACGUCAUCCGAAAAGAGGGCACGAAUUUUAUGUUCGGGAUGUGUUAGUCAGCAAGAAUUCAUUGUUCUGGUUUUCCCACAUUUCUCCUGGGUAAAUGAUACGAUCGGUCUGGCACUCGGACUCAAUAUAUAGUUCAAUCCAAGUCCAAGAAGUCUGCAAAGUUUGGGCCCGACAGGAUUAUUGCUUGGCUUUAAAAAGGUGGUCUGAAAGCGGUUUUCAGGCCUGUUUUCUUCAACUUUUGAUUCGAGUUUUCUUGUUUUAGCUGUUCUGCCAACCAAAAUUCAUAAUUUAGCACUAAAACUUUCAGAAUAUCAAUCGACAGGCCUAAAGAGCAGUUCUGCCGAGUUUCAGAAAAUUGCAACGUGAUGCGAUUGUGACUUUUCCGUUUGCACUACUAAUAUCUUCUGUAAGGCAGCUAUGCAAUUCCAGUUGGCUUUAUUCCCAAAAUGUCACCGCUUCGAAACGGUGAUCCUUUCAUACGUUGAACGUUGAAUUUUGUUCAUUAUCUACUUCGUCAAGCCGACCAUCUUUUGAUACUGCGUCGAAGCGGUGAUCUUUUCGUACUUUGUACCUUACCCCCCCUUCCUUUCGCCCCCUGGUCGUUCUCUAAUGGCCCGUUUGAAACACGCCACCCACACUCUGAAAUCCGUGCCUCAAUCGACUCCGCUGUAGCCAAGGUUCGUCUGAUCGACUGAUAUUUCCGCGUCCUUUUAGAUUCGUAUCUUCCUUCUCAGCUUUCCUCCUUCUUUUUGUCGUAUACUACUGUAUCGGGUGGUCGAGAAGAUAAGAAUUAUUCUUUGAUUCCCGGGUGGUCCGGUACUUUGAAAUGUUAUUUGGACACUUAAUGUUCAGAAUAGUGAGAGUUUAAUCUGACUAGUGAGGCAACAGUAAAAACUGUCGAGUCAAGACGAUGUAUCUCAGCUGUAGGUUGAGAUAUCAAAAAAUUGUCAACUGAUCAAAUGUGCACCAUGUUUUAAUGAGCAAUUUAUUAGUUGACAUGUUUUUGAUAUCUCUACCCACAGCUGAGAUAUAUUGUCUUGAAUGAACAUUAUUGUGGUGCAUUUGUUUCAGGUUAGCUAGAACACACAUCAAGUGUUUUUAAUGCUUUUACCACCAAUUUCAGUCAACAAACAUUCUUUUUUUCGUAUUCCCUAUCAAUUUCCAUCAGUUUAACGAAAAUAUUUGUUUCAUUGAGAAGCUAUCGUUUCUAACUUAAAUCUUGACUUUUAUUACUAUGACUAGCCGACUACGGCACAAAACGCAUUCUCCCGCAUUCCCUGCCCGUGACGAUAUCAUUCACGUGCAAUUCCGUGCGUCCCCAGAACACUCACUCCUCUCCUAAACUUUUCCUUUCUCUUCCCCUCUCUCUCUCUCUCUCUCUCUCUCUCUCUUCCCUUUGCAUCCAGUUUGCGACCGUGUUUCUCUGGUGUUUGUACACUAUUUGUUCAUUCUUUUCCCCCCGUCCCGGUCCAUGAGCUUCUUGCUCAGACAAUCGGAAAUGAGAGUCUAUUUUGUGAGCAAAGAACGUUACAAGCAUCCUAAGCCUUGUUUUGGCGAGCAAUGCACAAUUGCCCCGGCGAUCAUUUGCUCUUUUGUUCCAUUGUGCUCGGGUAUCCAGAAGCGACUAGGAAAAGUGCUCAAAAGAUGGGCGAGAGAGUGAGAAAAGAGCAGAGAGACGCAGAGAUGCUCAUUUAAUGGCUGACGGGCGAACAGGGAGGGAAAACGAAACAUUUGCAUUGUCAUCAUUCAAUUCCUGAUCCCCCCCCCCUGAAAACUGAAGAGAACGGUGUAAAAAGAGUGAUAAGAGCGGCCGACAAACCCUUUUCUCAUUGUGUUUACGUAAAUAGACGAACCAAAAGUGAUGUGUUCUUCAGUUUUUGGACGUUUUUGGGUGGCGAGACGCUACAGUAAUCUUUCCAGACUUUUCCUGUUUCAUUUGUGGCUCUCAAGGGAUGUUCUUCUUUUUUCCACGGGAUAAGAGAAUCGGAGAUUGUUGUUCAAUAUUCCCUAAUUUACAAAUUGGACGAUCCAUAAAACUACUCGUAUUUUAGAACAUUUUGAAGCAGAAAAACAGAAUUGUUAAGUAAAACUGUGAAAAUGAGGAAAAGAAGGGGCAGUUCCUUCUGAUUCCUGUUCCACGCUUUUCUUUUCCAUUAGUAUCUCAUCAGGCGAAUUGAUUCGAAUCUCAAACUCCCUUCCUUGUUCGAACUCAGAAUGUUAAACUCCCUCGGAUCUCAUCUGAAAUCUAACAUCACUCUCCAGACAUCUGCGAGUAUCUUGUGCUCAAAAGCGCGAAGAAUCGACGCACAGACCGUUAUGUAUUUUGUGUUUUCGCAGAGAAACAUCGUCGGUAAAUGUUGACUUGCCUCAGUUUUUGCUCUCCUUCUUGCCCUUUUUGAUUGUUUCUGAAACUGUCAGGAAUCGGAUGAUAUUUUUCAGUUUCUGAACUUCCACAUCUUUCAAACUGAUUUUGAAUAGAGCGUACUCUUCUAUACCAGUUUCUACAGUAACCAAGGUCAGGCAAAUGUCGUUCUCAUCUCUCUUCAUAAUGACCAAAAAUCAUACCCCCUUUUUGCAGCACUCCCAGUUGUUAAUCUCAUUUUGAGACUACUAAACGAGAUAUAAUCCAGAGUCAAUCCUUGAAAAUCACUUUGCCCGAGCCGUCACGGUUAUCACCAGUGUUGAGUGGAAUUCCGUCUUCCGUCUUCCGUCUUCCGUCUUCCGGGAAAAAUUCUUCUUACCGUAAAAGAGUAAUAGCUUUUUAGAAGCCAUUUACUAGCCCCGAAGAACGCGAAUUUCCACGGGCAAUGACCCAGAUCCAAAAUUUUUGUUGUUUUAGUUUUUUUUUUCACAAAAAAAAACCGUAGAAAAAGGUUCUGCAUUGACGAUUUUUUCUUCCGUCUUCCGUCUUCCGGAUUUCAAAAUUCCAUUUCCGCUCAACUCUGGUUAUCCCUCUGUCAAUGUCAUGCUUCCCGCACCGGAAUAGAACUCCAAACCCUGUUUCUGUGCAUCCAGUUCAUCGUUCUCCUUCCACGCCGUUUUCUGCUCGCCUUCCUCGAAUUGUGAGGUCAUUUGUGAGCAUUGAGCCCCUCCACAACAACACCUGCAAAUGUUUUUCUCAGAAACUGUGUCCCCCCGUUUAGUGAUCUGCAUAACUUAUUUUGUUCCAAUGAACCUUCUCCAAGAAUCAAAAGACCCUCAUUCGGGACCAAUGGACAGUCUGGCGCCCGCUUUUCUCACGUUCACGCCCCGCCCCUCCUCGACAAUGGGCGGCGCCACAGUCGUUUCCGUCGAAAGAUCAAAAACUUUAACGACUUUUUCCUUUUUGUGGAUGCCCCCCAGAGAACGAGCAGAAUCUCCGCGCACUUUGAACGCCUCCGAGCUCAUCUGUGAUGUGUGAUCAGAGAAAACGGUUGAAAAGAGCCGCACAGAGCCGUUUUCUGGGGCGUUUCUUUUUCAUUUCGGGUGGAUUUACCAUUUCUGAAACAUGAAAGUUUGAUUUGAUCACAUUUAGAAGCAUUGAUGUUUUAUAAACUCCAUACAUUCUCUCUCUCUCUCAAUUUCCACACUUUACUAUUCGGUCUUUUCCAAUCCCCCACUAUUAUCCGUUCCCAUUUUCAGAUGCCACCAUUGUGUGCCGUCUGUGAAUCUCCGACCGCGUACACUUUACAUUUCGGUGGAAGAUGUUGCAAAGUAAGAGCUUCUUUUUUUAGUUGAACCACCCUUAUUCUAACUUUUUUCAGGCAUGUGCCGCGUUUUUCCGUCGAACAAUAGCGCUGGACCUGAAGUACGAAUGCGCGGCCGGGGAGCCGUGUGAAAUUCAUUUUAGUAAGUCUUUACUGACUACGUAGACACAGAGUCACUUUCUUGAAACCGAAUACGUGCUGAUCUUUCGAUCCAUCACCCAUUUGUGCCCUUUUCCCUCUUCCAAGUACUCCUCAAUUCUCAGUAUUAGCUACUGCUCGCUCUAUGUCACCCAUAAAAGGCGGGCAGGUGAUAACCACUUUCUAUCAGUAAUUCGCGUACUUUGUACUCAUUGUGACGGAUGGACGGACGGAACAAAGAGUAGGGUACACUGAAGCCAAUAAUAGCGGGAGGGAAGCAUCCGGAAUGACAAAUGCGAAUUGUGCAUUUGAGUAAAGUUUAUUCAAAACCAUAUAUCUGAGCGAAUAGUUGAGAUAUCAAAAAGUUGUCAACGAAUAAGUUGCUCAUUGAAACGUUCUGUACAUUUUAUCAGUUGACACCUUUUUGAUAUCUGUACUGACAACUGAGAUACAUCGUCAUGGAGCAUCUCAUGAUGUACUUUAGAGUUUCCAGGCAUGCGACUCGUCUGCAGGGAAUGCCGGCUCCGCAAGUGCUUCUCGGCGGGAAUGAGGCCCGAACGUAAGCUUUCCUUUGCUUUCCCCGACCCAUCCCGGCGCCUCUCUUUCCAGUGGUCCGCUCUAAACGAGAGAACUUUGCGUGCACGCGUCGGAAGGAUUCCCGGACGGCCUCCGACGGCGGAUUCCCCCAGAACAGCAGCAAUUCUCCGUCGAUGCGCCAGUCUUCGAGCCCCGAAGAGGACGAUUGGUCGUUCCAGAUGUUCGAGGAGAAGCCGCGCGUCGAAGAGACCGCCCCUUCCACUUCUUCCGCGACUUUUCCGCCGCCGCCGCCGCCUCCGCCACCGUCGGCGAAUCCUUCAACUUCUCAGAUCGUGGUGAGUGUUUAGGACUUUGGACUUUGGGAGUAAUUCAAUCAUGAUUUGAUCUUUGGAAGCGUUGGUUACCGUGCGACCGGUUUUGCAAAUAAAAUUAAGCGAGAACAAGGAGAAGAAGAAGCCUGAUGGGAAAACGCGGCGGGACGGGUACAGUAGCGCGCAUUGUUCGGAGGGAAAACGCGGAGAGACAAAGAGAACGGGGAGUACGGUAGAGGGCCUGGCCUAUUGCAAUACGCGCUAUGGAAACUUGGACGUUUUGCAACUCCCGGACCACUCGAAACUCGAUUAGUGAUGAGAAUAGACCAACAAUAGUCUCAAAAUUCUGGUUUGAGUGAGUCUGUUUUGCAGAAAAACGAUUCGAAUCUAUAGAUCCUUGUAAAUGGUAUCAGAAACAAAGAAUAUGAUCAAGAUGGUUUCACAUUUUGCAGAACGAAGAGUCCUCGCGAACGUCUUCGUUCGACGCCGGCUACUGUUCCUCGUACCCCUCUUCGUCGACGGCCGGAAUGUUCCCUCCGUCGCCCUCCGAUCCCUCUUCGAUCCUUCAGCUGUACAUUGGAAUGGAAACGGGCCUGUGCUCCAGAAGACGGAUUAUGUACACGAACACGGACAUGGACUUCAUACUCGACAGCCACGCCUCUUUGCAAUGCGUGAGUUCACUUCAUCAUAAGACCCAUAACUGAUGUCUCUUGAUUUCAGCCCUACACAAUAAGCGAUCUCCGACCUCACGACUUCCGAACCUUUCGAGGCCUUCUUCGGCAUGACUUUGUGAUAUUGUUCGAUUACGCGACGAGGUUUCCAGAGUUUACAAGCUUUACGAGUCAUGAGAGAGUCAGUUGGCAUAAGAAUUGCUCGAGUUUAAGAGAAUGACUUCCAGAAUAUGUUCUACCGUCUCAUUCUUGCCGUCGAUUUCAUCUUGUCAUCAGCGUACUAUUCGUCAAAGUGAGUACACACAUUACAAAGCGCUGAAGUUAGAGAACCAUCAAUUUCAGACUGGGCCAGUCUCACCGUCAGUUAAUAAUGACGAAUGGCGAGUUCUUGUGCAUGGAUCCGCUGCCAAUGAACGGAAACGAACCGAAUGCGAGGCAAUACUUCGAGACGGACGACGACUUUUCAAAGUACAAGUACGUUUUACAGUUUCCGCAACUCAUCAUAAUGUUGGCAUCGAAGUCAAAAAUACUUUUCUUCACGAAGCUACGGUUAACGAAUAAAUUACCAGAGCCCUGAUGCCGAUGCACAUUGCCAUUUGGGAAGAAAGUGUCGUUCCGUUUUCCCGUCUCAACGCCAGUUUCGAAGAAUUUUGUCUUCUGAAAGCGCUCACAGUUUGGCACGUUAGUGAGUUACUUUCCACCAUUUUGAAGCAGUUUCAAAAACGUUUCAAAUUAAACGGUUUCACUUUGCAGCCUACUACAAAUUCACGGAAAACGGUCGAGAAAAGUGUCGUCAGCAGAGGAAUAUUAUAAUUGACUGUCUCCAUAAAAUUUGUCAUUCGCAAGGCGGAAACGGAGAAAAUCGGGUCGGCGAGCUCUUGAUGAGCAUGAAUUUCAUUAUGGUAACUAAAUAUUAAAUUAUUUUCAUUCCGAAUGCAUUUUUGCUGCAGGAAUCAAUUCAAAAACUGACGAGUUCGUACGUGAUGAUCACUUUUUUCGACGUUCUCAACUGCGACGCGAUGCUUCACGAAAUGCUUAACUUCAAAUACUAG
Molecule: messenger RNA, 6798 nt
Organism: Caenorhabditis sp. 36 PRJEB53466
Lineage: Eukaryota; Metazoa; Nematoda; Chromadorea; Rhabditida; Rhabditidae
Source: the annotation of a GenBank genome assembly